This is a messenger RNA of Salvia splendens (bonfire salvia), 630 nucleotides long. Its product is annotated as gamma-hordein-1-like. Bases 1 to 630 code for a protein of 209 amino acids. The record is from RefSeq and is a predicted model, not a curated record. NCBI's taxonomy places the organism in Eukaryota, Viridiplantae, Streptophyta, Magnoliopsida, Lamiales, Lamiaceae. The transcript has a single exon.
AUGUUUCAGCAGCCGCACGCUGCACAACUGCCCCAACAAUAUCUGCAGCCGCAACAACCUUACCAACCGCCUGAUCCUCCAUCCGAUACUGUUGAAUGGCAACGACCCCAGCAGCCUCGCAACCAAGAUAUUGAGCCCUUCCGGCAGCUGCAAAACCCACGCCCUGGCGCACAUCCUUGGCAGCUUGAUUGCACGGUGUUUUCUCCACCGAUUAACCACCACUCAGCAGUGCCGCUGCCUGCUGCUGUUCCGCAGCCACCACAGCUCCGUGAAUCUUCUUUUUGGUUUGAUAUGCCACAACAACACGUCCCGAACUCAACCCCAACAUUUAUAGCCUCGACAAUUUCCCCGAAAGCGACAGCAGAAAGCCAAAACUGCCACGGACAGCCCGUUGUUGUGCUGCAGCCUCUGCUCCAUCCGACUAGUCUUUGCCACUCAACCAUAGUGUCGAUGGCCGCUGAUGCUGCAAUUCCGCCACCAGCCUACUGUGUAUUGAAUCAAGAAGAAGAAAAAGAAGAAGAAUUUCUUGUUCCGAAGGUUAUUGGUGAGCCUCAGGAUGAUGCAGAGACGUGGUUGAAACACCCGUCAAAAUUGACAAAACACCAAAGAAGUCUUGUGAUGUUUUUGUAA